AUGAUGGUACAUUUAUUCCAUAAGAACAUCAAUGGUAGUUCUAUAGACAGCUCUUACAUCAACAGGAUACCAGUACAGGCAUUUCAACAUGGAUCUGAAGCUAUCAGUUAUACACUUGUUUUCUUUGAUGAUUCAUCACCAAGUUGGAAACCCAAAUCCAGACCAGCAUAGCGUGAUUCCAUUGUAACCAAGAAUGAAGGAAACGACGUUAAAUUAACUUGUGGUGUGAAUGGCAACCCUAAACCAUCCAUUAUAUGGUAUAGAGAUGGAAGAAUGUUUGAUGAUAAGAAAAGAUCAAAGACAAAGAUGCGCAGGUACUCACUGAUAAUGAGAGAUGCCAAGGUUGAUGAUGAGGAAGAUUACCAAUGUUUAGUGAAAAAUGAAUAUGGCAGUCUAAAUUUUGCAUUCUAUGUAACAGUCGCAAAGCUGACAUGGCCUUUAGAAGUAGAAGAGCCUCAAAAUCAGACUGUAAAUGAAGGUGAUGAUGCUAUAUUUACUUGCCGACCUUUGAAUGAUCCUGAGGUCACAAUUAAAUGGGUGAAAGGAAUCAAACAGGUUUACAUAGAGGUAUUUUUAAAACAUCAAAUAUUCCUUCAAAUUCAGAUUUUAGAAAAUAAGGAGAUGUUAGUUCUACGCAGUGUAACCAUGAAAGAUGCUGGACAUUAUGUUUGUUUUGUUGGUAAAUAUUUUGGUUUGAAACAAGUGGAUGUAUGGUUGAAAGUCAUGCCAACACCUACACCGACUACCACUACAACAAAUCCUAGAAAAGAAGAAGAUAUAAGAAUAUCAGCAUAAAAUAAAUGGUCAGUAAAGCAGGCGAGACAUUCCAGCGUGUGCACUCUUGUACUUCUCUCUUGCAAUUUCCAAAGCUAGUGAUGAG
Molecule: messenger RNA, 880 nt
Organism: Mytilus californianus (California mussel)
Lineage: Eukaryota; Metazoa; Mollusca; Bivalvia; Mytilida; Mytilidae
Product: fibroblast growth factor receptor-like
Exons: 7
Biological process (GO): cell adhesion; axon guidance
Cellular component (GO): plasma membrane
Molecular function (GO): protein binding
Source: RefSeq, a predicted model, not a curated record